This is a messenger RNA of Columba livia (rock pigeon), 2904 nucleotides long. RefSeq names its product interferon regulatory factor 8 (gene IRF8). Gene Ontology annotation, cellular component: nucleus. The record is from RefSeq and is a predicted model, not a curated record. Lineage: Eukaryota; Metazoa; Chordata; Aves; Columbiformes; Columbidae. The transcript has 8 exons. The coding region runs from base 584 to 1915 and encodes 443 amino acids. Gene Ontology annotation, molecular function: RNA polymerase II cis-regulatory region sequence-specific DNA binding; protein binding; DNA-binding transcription factor activity, RNA polymerase II-specific. Gene Ontology annotation, biological process: regulation of transcription by RNA polymerase II; immune system process.
GCUGGUCAUUUCUACCAAGCCAUCAGCUCUUGGAGACCCUGUGGGUCUUGCUGUGGAGUUGGCAGUGGAUGCCAGGAGGGUUGAGCCCUUUGGGUGGGAGAAGGUUUCUUCUGGCUCUCCUAUGAAAUCGCCCAGCAGUUUUGGCUAAAAAUGACCUGAGGUUGCCAGCAAGGAUGGCUUGGUAUCUGUCAGCUUUCUGCUUGAGGGGAUGGGUUGUGCAGGUUGUCACCUCCUCCGGGACAGACCCUUGUGCCACCACCAGCUGGGGACAGCACUUGGCUCCAUCUCCUGCAGACACUAAAGGGUGUCUGCCCUGGGGUGGCCUGUCCAGUGUCACUUGCUCAGGUGACAGCACAACCAGGUGCUUUAAUCCCUGUCCAUCUGCUUCCAGUGUGACUUAGCAAAAAAAGAAGGAGGAAACAGAGCUCAGUCAGCCUGUUUCUGUGAGUGGAGCUUUGAUAGAGCUGGAGGAAGAAUUUGAAGUAAUUCAGAGCAAAUUGCCUUCAUUUUUUUUUUUUUUUUUCAUUAUAAAAGAAGCACGGGGGCGGAUUUUAAUGCCCCCUUGUGCCCCAGUUGUGGUGGAAUGGUGCCGGGGGAGCUCACGGCACUUGGAUCUCUCCCUCCAUUCAGGAUGUGUGACCGUAACGGUGGACGGCGGCUCCGGCAGUGGCUGAUUGAGCAGAUCGACAGUGACUUGUACCCUGGCCUCAUCUGGGAGAAUGAGGAGAAAACCAUGUUCCGUAUCCCCUGGAAACACGCUGGGAAGCAGGAUUACAACCAGGAGGUGGAUGCUUCUAUUUUCAAGGCCUGGGCUGUUUUCAAAGGCAAAUUCAAAGAAGGUGAUAAAGCGGAACCAGCUACAUGGAAGACGCGCCUGCGCUGUGCCCUGAACAAGAGCCCUGACUUCGAGGAGGUGACAGACAGGUCCCAGCUGGACAUCUCUGAGCCCUACAAGGUCUACAGGAUCGUGCCAGAGGAGGAACAGAGAUGCAAAGCAGGCAUUGCCAACGGGAGCAGUCUCACCGAUGUGGUGGAGAUGGACUGCAGCUCCUCGGCCAUCGACGACCUCAUGAAAGAGCCCCCUUGCGUAGAUGAAUACUUGGGGAUCAUCAAGAGAAGCCCCUCACCCCCUCAGGAGACCUGCAGAAACCCCAUGAUACCUGACUGGUGGGUGCAGCAGCCCAGCCCUGCGUUGCCACUGAUGAAUGGAUACUCCAGCUAUGACCAGCAUCACUCGGGUUACUCUCAGAUGGUGAUCAGCUUCUACUACAGUGGGAGGCUGGUGGGACACAUCACCACCUCGUGCACCGAGGGCUGCCGCAUCUCCGUUGGCCAGCCUUCCAGCCAUGGCGAGAAGCUCUAUGCCCCAGAAGCCCUGGAGCACGUGCGGUUCCCUUCGGCUGACGCCAUCCAGAACGACCGUCAGAAGCAGAUCACCAGGAAGCUCUUUGGGCACCUGGAGAGGGGUGUCCUGCUGCACAGCAACAAGCAGGGCAUCUUCAUCAAGAGGCUGUGCCAGGGGAGGGUCUUCUGGAGUGGGAACACCAUGGUCUACAAGGACAGGCCCAACAAACUGGAUCGGGAUGAGGUGGUGAAGAUAUUUGACACCAACUUGUUCUUUAGAGACCUGCAGUUUUACAACAACCAGGGCCACUUCCCAGACAGCAGAGUUGUGUUAUGCUUCGGAGAGGAGUUCCCGGACGCCGUGCCACUGCGGUGCAAGCUCAUCCUUGUCCAGGUGGAGCAGCUGUGUGUCAGGCAGGUGGUGGAGGAGGCUCGAAAGACAUGCAGCAGCAGCCCCAUGCUCCCCAUCGCUGAUGAGACCCAGCAUGACCAGGUGUACAGGAUCUUCCAGGACAUCUGUGGGACACACCAGCGGCCGCUGUUCAGGGAAAACCAACAGAUUGCUGUUUGAGCCUCCUCUGUAAAUACAGCCUGGUGGUUUGGGUUGAUUCAGACCAAGUUUGGUUCUAUUAGUGUCUGAAUUCCCAUUUUUUGGAAAGUCAGUUUUUGUUCUUUGCUGUUCCCAGCCCAGAGUUUAUAUAAAUACAGCAGUAAAUUGCUAUGAGAAAGUAGGUUGGAUGCUUAGUGUCUGUCCUGCAGGCACUUUACUGAUAAAAAAGACUUUAUCACCGAGCAGGGAGUCCAUGUGCUGGUGUCUGUAGCUGCUGUUGGAAGGAGGAGUGUCUGAGCUGUGUGGGAAGCUCAGGGCUGGGAGCGCUUUGUUACCAUUGUUAAUGGCCAGUCAAGCAAAACCCAAAAUCUACAGCUAUAACGACCUGUCCCAGCACUCUGCAACUUGGACCUUGCUCAGAAUAAUGAUUUGGUAGGCAGUGACUCUUGGAAAAGCCUUAAAAUGCUCAAACAUAGGAAUUUUUUGCAGAAUUAUUUUUUCCCUAAAGUGUCCUGUUGAUGAAGGAUAGUAUAUACCUUCCAAGGAGAACUUUUUCAAAUUCCUCUUUAUUUUUGCUAUAAAGUUUAUCAGUAUCUACCAAAGUAUUUUGAAACUUGGAAAACAAUGCAGAGAUCAUAUAUGUAAAUGUUCAAUAUAAGAACUUAGGAAUCUUAAUUUUUCCUAACUAGAGACAGAGUUUAUAUAAAUAUUGUAUCUUUAAAAUUAAAGAUUGUUGCAUAGUGUGACUUAGGUUGGCUUUACCCUCCCAAAUGCACGUGUUGGGCUCUCCCAGGCGUGACCAGGCAGCAGCAUCCACGUGUAAAUCCUCAUUAACAGGCUUGCAUGUGCACCCAGCACUGGGGAGCUCUUGGCCACAGGGCUUGUGCUUUGCAGCUGCCAAACCAGGACUGCACGUGUGUGUAUGCUACUGAGCUGCCUAUUUAUUUUAUGCCUGAGUUCUAUUUUUUUUGUAAUUUUAUCUUCCUGCAAUUAAAGUGCUAUAUUUUGUA